Messenger RNA from Alternaria ethzedia, 1815 nucleotides. RefSeq lists its product as uncharacterized. The coding region runs from base 1 to 1815 and encodes 604 amino acids. NCBI's taxonomy places the organism in Eukaryota, Fungi, Ascomycota, Dothideomycetes, Pleosporales, Pleosporaceae. Gene Ontology annotation, molecular function: hydrolase activity. The record is from RefSeq and is a predicted model, not a curated record. The transcript has a single exon.
AUGGCGGACCGACUCCCUGCACCGCCAUCGGCAGAAGUACGGGAGCAGGAAAAUACUAUGAAAGCAACCCAUUUCUCCCCACGAUGGUGGAAGCGAAGGCUAGCCAUCAUCAUGAUUUUCUCCGGUAGCACUGCUUUGCUAUUCUGGUACUUUGGCGCUUUCAGCCAGGCCAGGCCAUACCAGCCUGGUACACCCCAACGCCCGGAUCCUCCGAGUUAUGAGACACCAGACGGUUCUCUUCUCGUCACCCUGCCGGAGUAUGGAUCUUUCCAGGGCACACAGCUUCUUAUGAACCUGAAGAAGACGGAGACUUUGAGUCGGCCAGUGGAUGCGUGGAUGAAUGUUGAGUACUCUACGCAGCCUGUUGGUCACGGAAGGUUUAUGCCAGUAACAUGGCCCGAACCAUUCGAUGGUACAAAGGAUGCGACAUCAAUUGGACCGGCUUGCUUCCAGAACAUGUACGGCUCCCUCGGGCAGUCGGAAGCUUGCCUUACCAUCAACGUAUACCGACCCUCGGGUAUCCCUAUGGACCAGAAGCUCCCGUCCAUGGUCUUUUUGCACGGUGGCUCGUUCGUCUCGGGUUCUCACCGCAGCUUCGACGGUCCGCUAUUCGUUGAGCAAAGCCCCGAGCCUGUUAUGGUUGUCACCGUUCAGUACCGACUGGGUGCGCUCGGCAGCUUGCCAGCCAAGUUCAUGCAAGAUGAGGGUCUUCUCAACCUCGGUAUCCGCGAUCAGAAGAUGUCAUUGGAGUUCUUGCAAAAGUACAUCGGCGACUUUGGAGGCGACAAAGACCAAAUCACGCUCGCCGGUCAAAGUGCUGGCGGCCACUCGGUCGGUAUCCACCUUUUCCACAACUACGCAGAGGAUGCCGGAAAGCCUUUGUUCAGCAAGGCCAUCUUGUCUUCAGGUUCACCAACCGCUCGCGCCUUCCCAGGUGUCGACUACCCUCUCUACCAAAAGCAAGUCGCAGACAUCAUGGACUACCUAAACUGCCCAGAGUCGCCCAGCUCAGCCGCUCUUGACUGUCUCCGCGCCGCAGAGGCCGAUGACAUCCAGUUCAUGUCUUCCUCGCUAUAUAACGCUCACAACUACAACAUCACAUGGCCAUGGCAACCCGUCUCUCCCGGUCCCCUCCUUGAGAAGCGCGGUUCAACUUCCGGCGAAGACGGCACUUUCUUCAACAUCCCGAUGCUCAUCUCAUCCGUGACCGACGAAGGCACAGGCUUCGCGCCCCAAGACCUCCGUACCAACGCCGAGUUCCUCAACUUCUGGAAGACCCUCACACCCGGCCUCACACCGGAAGAUCUCGCCGAUCUCGAGACCUUGUACCCAGAUGUCAAGCCCCAGCAGGGCACACUAGGUUACGUCUCAGACCAAUUUGCCCGCGUAUCCGCAGCUUACGGCGACUACUCCUACAUCUGCCCAGUUCAAGACACCGCCUCCGUCAUGGCCUCUACCUCCGCUCCCGUGUACAAAGCGCGCUUCAACACACCAAAUUGGGCGCCGACAUACCUGGGUGUACCGCACGCAAGUGACUCCUCGUAUUUCAACGGACAGGCAAACACACAGUACCCUGAGAUUGCAGACAUGUACAGUGCCUACUGGGCCAGCUUCGUUGUCAGUGGAGACCCAAACACAUACGCCUUGGGAUACAGUCCCAAGUGGGAGCAGUAUGAGGGUACCGGCGGUAGGCAGCUGGUGAUCAACCCUCCAACAGAGGGUGGCUCGAUGAUGGAGGAUGAGGGUACUGCUAUUAGGAUGGAGCAAUGUGCUUGGUGGAGAGACCCGGAGAGGGCUAAGAGGCUUAACAAGUAG